Molecule: messenger RNA, 1482 nt
Organism: Exophiala xenobiotica
Lineage: Eukaryota; Fungi; Ascomycota; Eurotiomycetes; Chaetothyriales; Herpotrichiellaceae
Exons: 3
Coding region: 150-923 (257 amino acids)
Source: RefSeq, a predicted model, not a curated record
CCAUCACCAACCACCAUCUUUUUGCCAACUCCGUCGAUUUCACCUCACCAGCACCAGUUCCUCGUUAAUUCAUCUCGCUAGCUCGCGGCCGAUCUCAUUCAUCUCCCCUUCUCGUUCUCUUCCUCUUUCCUCCCUUCUUCUCACAUAUCAUGUCACCUCUAUUUAACAUGCGACGUUUCUCCCGCAGCAACUCCAUCCAUAAUCGUGAAGCUCCCCAGUCACCGCCAACAUCAUUUACACCGCCACUCACUCACGCACCAAUGUUGCCAAACGGGACUGCCGGGUCUCAUCAGGAUUCUGGCCACUCCAGGCCUGUCUCUGUCAACACUGGGUCUAGCUUCGAUUUUGCAAAUCGCCCUCCAGCACAGUACCAGAUGACGUCUUUGCCAUCCAGUUCCAUCGGCAAUCUGUCACGCACAGAUCAGAUUGUCCUGCGACAUUUCUGGGAGGUCAAGGACGAAGAGAACAAAGCUAGAGACUUGCACUUUCUCAAAUUCCCUUUCUUCUCCCAAUAUCCCAACCACCAGGAUCUCAUCCCAUAUUGCGAGAUCUACCACCUGGUCAAGACAUCGCCUGGUGCCAAAAUCAUCAGCUUGGGCAGCGCCAACAACGGCGUCUACAUUGGAUUCGAACUCUUCUCCGGAUCUCAACUGCACAUUGACAUGGACGAUUCCUGGCAGAACAUCUCCCACCACCGAGUCUCUUUCAAAUCAUACGAGAAGAUGCUCAAGGAUCCCGUGUCCGAUUCCACUUUCAAGUCCUGGCCCAAACCACUUACCAUCGAAUUUCUCGAAGAGCAGUAUCAGCGCUGGAUGCUCGAUCUGACCAGUUUCUGCUGGGACACCGCCGAAGUCAGGGAGUUGGGCGGUAUCGGAAGCGGCGAAGGCAGCGUCCAGGGAGAUCUCAAAGACGAAAUGAUGUAAAAUUGUCACUCCCCUGCCCUUGCAUGCAUGUUGGAAGCAGCUCUGCCGAUAACGUCUGGCCUUAUCGGCUUCCGACUUUCGAAUCGGACUGUUUUCAGCAGAACCGGCACGGACAUUGCCCCGGCCAACGACGGAAACGGAAAGCCGCAUAGCCAAAAAGGCAUCCGCAAAAGGCGACAAAGUUUUGUGGCGCUCACUGUUUGCCAAAUCUUCAGCCUGAUGCAGUCUCAGAGCAUGCCAGACAAUGCGGCGAUCGAAAUGCGGUUUUAACUUCUUCAUUUCUGCUCUCACGAUGACGACUCACGACACACGAAAAGCGAACACGCCUUGCUUUUAGCAAAGAACUUGAGAACGUAGAUAAUUCAUAAUUUUGCCUGGAUACCCUGGAAAAACGAAGGCGUGCAAAGUUGGACAUUGGAAACUGCGUGGGGAAUGAAAUGGCUUUCGCAAAAAGAUUGUACGCCCGGGGUCGGUGUUGCUUUUGGAGUACGAGAUGGUGGCGUUGGACAGGUUCGCUCUCGUCUUGAAAAACAGAUAGUGAUAGGAUUGUGAAUGAAAG